This is a messenger RNA of Chelmon rostratus (copperband butterflyfish), 3513 nucleotides long. It is a transcript of the gene sec22a, whose product is annotated as SEC22 homolog A, vesicle trafficking protein. Bases 131 to 1042 code for a protein of 303 amino acids. The record is from RefSeq and is a predicted model, not a curated record. Gene Ontology annotation, biological process: endoplasmic reticulum to Golgi vesicle-mediated transport. The transcript has 7 exons. NCBI's taxonomy places the organism in Eukaryota, Metazoa, Chordata, Actinopteri, Chaetodontiformes, Chaetodontidae.
AGAACCCUCACUGCCGGCUGUCCCUGCUAGCUUCCUCUGCUCUGUGCAGUUUCACAGCUGCAUAUCACAGAUGUCCUCAUGAUGCUACACUCGUUUGCCAGGGCUUCAGUGAGAUUGCCACAGCUAUAAGAUGUCGAUGGUGUUGUUUGCCUCUGUGGUUCGGGUUGGGGAUGGCCUGCCUCUCUCUGCGUCCACUGACUAUGAGCAGGACAAAGAGCUUCAGGAAACCAAGAGGCACCUCAAAGGCCUCUCCAAGAAACUCAGCCAGUUCCCUGACCGCUGCACACUUAAGACUGGACCAUACAAUGUCAAUUUCACAAGCUCACUGGGUGUUGGAUACCUGAUGGUGUGCACCGCAAACUAUCCCAACGUGCUGGCCUUCUGCUUCCUGGACGAGCUGCAGAAGGAGUUUAUUGUCACCUAUGACACCAAACGAAUCAGCAGCGCUGUGCGGCCAUACUCCUUUAUUGAAUUUGACACCUUCAUCCAGAAGACCAAACAGCGCUACAACAGCCCACGUUCCCUGUCCACCAAGAUCAACCUGGCUGACAUGCAGACAGAGAUCAAGCUGCGACCGCCCUACCAGCUCUCCCCGGAGGACCUGCGGGCUAUCAAUGGAUUCUCAGUGCACACGCCCUCUAAAUACAAGGGCAUAGCUCCCACACAGAUGUUGGAGCCAGUGACUCUCCCAGGCAUCGUGUCCUGUGUGCUCAGUGUCCUCUGUGGAGGCCUGAACCUGCUGCGAGGAGUCCACGCUAUAGAGAGCAUACUGCAGAAUGACGAUGAAGACUUUAAUUAUGUGAUUGCCUUCUUCCUCGGCACAGCAGCCUGUCUGUAUCAGUGCUACCUGUUCGCCUACUUCUCUGUGUGGAGGAACAGUAAGUCCUUCCUGGCGUUUGCACUCAUCUGUCUGUCCAACAUGUAUCUGUAUGAACUGAGAAACAUGUGGCAGAUCCUCUUCCAUGUGGCAGUGGGGGCCUUCAUGACCCUUCAGAUCAGACUGAGGCAACCGCUGGGAAAAGCGCCAGACUACAAUGUCUGACAAAGACUGAAAACACAAAGGACAGUCAGACCUUCAGUCAGAUGUCUCGCAUGUGCCCUGGAAAUGCAGGAGACGGCUCUGGACGGCAUGCGGACAAAGUGGAAACACACAAGGAAAAACAACAGAACAAUCCUCCCAGUUCAAAGAAGAAGAAACCAAAAAUGUUCCAGCGCCUCAGUGGUCCUGUUCACUACACCCCAGCACCAGAGGACAGUGACAGAGCUCAGUGUGGACGUGGAGGAAACUCUGCUGCAGCCCCAGUCCUCUCUGGAACGUGUUGGAUCGAUUUUGGGAGUUGUCUGCUCUCCACCAUUGUCUGAUAAAGAUAUUUACUUUUGCUUCCUUUAAAUGCAGCCACAGUAUAGGUCAUGCAUCCUGCAUAUGUACAGUUUUUUAAACACAUACCCUCCUGCACCAACUAAGUAUCAGAACCAGCCUGUUCUGUAUCACAUGCAGCCCCACUUAUAACCACAUGCUAUACUACACUCACUCUGUUUGAGGCGCUCCAGUUGCUACUGGGAAUGUAUUGUUCAAAUACGAUACCUUCCAGUACCAGAGCUCCAGCACCAACACCAAAAUUUUAAUACCGUACUGUGAGUGAUUUAAUACAUUUUUUCAUUUAAGAAUUUCAGUUUAACGAAGAAAUUAACGAUAAAGAUCACUAGACUGCCUGGACUGGACAUUAGUCUCAAGCUCUUCUAGUUUUUUUUAGUUUUUCUCCUCUCUCCCUUUCCCAUCACCCACUCACAUCCAGUUUAUUUAAUAAUAAGAUUAAAUACAAUAACUGUAUUUUGUACCUGCUAUGUAGCCAUGUGUAUGUGACCCAGUACAGGACUCUGGUUUAGGUCUUGGUUUAAAACUAUGCAAUGCAGUGCUAUAUGUUUGGCCCCUGUCUCAGUUUCUGGUGUGUUCUGUAUUCAGGAGCCAAUCAUUUGCAGAUAUUUGUCGUUUCAUGUCGAGUUCAUUUUGCUAUUUAUUUCCUGAUUGAUUGUUCCACAGCAUGUGGUCGAUGAAGAUUUAUACUGAUUUUAUUGGUUUCAUUUGUUGUUUUAUGAUAUCUCCUUUUUUUUUUUUUUUACAUGCAGACUGGUGUCUAGUUGUCACAAAGUAACUCCUGUUCCAGUAGACACAAACAGCCUGUUAGCAUUCAUACCCUACUUCCUCGCCCACACAGCCUGAAGCAUAUGCCGGUGUCAAGUGACUAUGUUAAUAAACAGGUCUGUGUUGGCAGCAGUAAAGAUGCGUUGCUGUGUUGUCGUGGCCAGAGGCAGCCCACAUCAUCUGAGCAGCCUCCGGUGUGCUUUUCCUCCCACCGAGCCCCUCUGUUCAGACGUGGUUGCGACUGCCACUUAUGAAGAGAAAAACUCAGUCCCUCACCCCCUGCCUUUGUAAUGGAUAUUAGCACAGCGUUCACUUUUAACAUAAUUACAGUCAGGAGAUGCCACAUUCAUUGCUAUUAGGCAGUGUGAGAUUUGUUCAGAAAAUUCUGGGAAGAUUUCCUGCUUCCUGCACCAUCCCAACAAAUAAUAGCAAACAAAUGGAAAAGGGUAGAGAAUUGAGUCAUGCCUUUAUUGUUCAUUGUUCAUGAGUAGCUCAACAGUUGUGCCAAGAUUGUCAUAACAUUUUUUUUUUUUUUUUUAAACCAUUCUUUCACUCACUGGAAGAAGUUAAAAGUGAAAAUGAAAUGGAGUAUAGCCAUGCAGCUCCGCUCCACGUCCAUCUGGCAUCUGCACUACGGAUCUGUCGAGGGACCGCUGCAACACUUCAGCCUCAGAUGAUUCAUCUCUGCAUGCUCCGAAUGUUCGCUGCUUUCCAACAGCGGUACCACACCUACAUGACCUAAUAGCUCUUUUCACAAUAUGGCUCGGAUUUGAUUGGAUCUGAACUGAGCCUCGCUGCCUCAGGUUGCUUGUGUUCACAGUCUCCUCUUCCACAGCAGUUACAGUAAAUGUGUAGUGUGGGGGUGUUGUGUAAAAUAGGAACAGUGAAACUCGAGGCUUUUAUAAUACUGGUUUAUCCAAAUAUGGAAAGUGAAUGUGCUCAGUUCCAGGUCAUUAAAACUUGGGAAUGAACUGCUGAAAACUGUAUGUGGUGUUGUACUAUUUGGUCACAUUUUAAUUUGCUUUAUUAUACACGACAGUGUACUAUCAAGCCUUUUAUUAUGAAGCCCCUCAGUCAUGAUUACAAUGCAAAAGUAGUAUGAAAAUAAUACUUCUAAUAUUAAAUCCAGGAAAUGAAGAUCUGGGAAAGAAUGGGUUUGAUAUGAAAUGGAAAAUGUGUUGGAACACUGGAUUUAAAGCAUAUUUGAGGCCAGAAGUGUUUGUGUUUUGUCCAUUUUCUGUUGCACAUGAAGGCACAUUGAUUCAUCAUAAUGUGCUCUGGUCCUCUUCAGUCUACUUGAAACAUAUCUACUUUUGUAUUAGGGCUCAUUGUCUCUGAGCUCAGCUAUGGAACAUUGAACAUUAAACAAA